AUGGCUAAAAGAGAAGGUAAAUAUAGAAUCUGUUUUCUUUUAUACUUGUUGCUAUGAUUCAUGAGCUUUCAGUAGUGAUGGGGGCAGUCAGUUUAUAGCAGGUAGUGUCACUCAAUUUUUAUUAUACAUUUUGGCACUCGUGCAUUUUGCAUGAAACUGAAAAAGAAUGGUUGUAAGCACAAAAGAAAUGCAAGAAGCAUGUACAGAAGUCCGGAUAGUGAAAAGUAAGCGAGGAUUAAAGUUGGGUUUUAUUAAAAUUUAUAAUUGACAAAUUGUACUUGGCAGUCUAGCAGACACUUUUUCAAAUUUAGCUUUCAGGUCAAUUUUUAGGAAAACAUCGUCUUGCAUCUUGCAUGAAAGUUUAAAUCUGUUCUAUAUGACCCUUCUAUCAUAAGACAUUACUAUAUAAAGUCCAUUUACAAUGUUUUCAAAUUUACAGACAUUUUUAGUAAAAUAACAUGACAGUGGCCCUAAUAUAUUCUACGAACUAAAACAAAAACUGAUUUCCCCCUUUUUUUAGAAUUGCCAGAUAUCGAUUGCUUUAUCCAUUCUGUUUCGCCUCUCAAGAGAUCGGGUGCAACAGAGUACAUCAAUUGUGACAUCCAGACAGAGUCCGCUGUGGUUAAAGUGUAUGUUUUUCAACUGAAAAAGGGAAAACUCUAGAAGCUGUUGCACCACAAAAAUCACCUGUCAAACUAAAAAAGUAUAACAUCAGCACAAAGUAUGGAAGACAAGAUAUUGUCAUUGACAAAAAAACGUGCCUCAUCCCAACAACAGUUGCCUUCGACUACACAAGUUUGGACAAAAACAUUUCAAUUGCCUCGUUGUCAGAAGUUGCACCAGACCAACUGGUAGCCAUAAAGGCCUGCGUAACGCACUUGUCACCAACAAAAAGUGUCGUCCUGCAAGGAGGCCCAGUACGAAAGCAGCAAUGUUAUCUUUCUGAUCCGUCCGGAUUUAUGAAGUUGAUACUUUGGGGUAGCCACACUGAUACAAUCCAAGAUGAUGCAACAUACAUUUUUAAGAAAGUGAGAGUUAGAGUGUCAAGAGAUGAGAGAUAUCUAAACACGCCAAAGAAGGAAGAUGACUGCAUUAUAACUCCAGUCGAAUCCUUUACAGAAAGCCUUCCCACUGUUGAAGUAGUGUCAACCAUUAAAGAGUUGACAGCAAAUAUCCUGGGCAUUACAAAUGCAACAAAGAGCCAAUGUUGUUGUUCUUGUGGCAAGAAGGUGAUCAUGAAGGGUAAGCUGGCAUACUGUGAAAGCUGUAAGAUGUCACAAAAAGCCACUCGUUGCAAGUGUCAGUGGUACCUACGUUUUAUGCCGAGAGUGUUGAUCACCCUGAAGAGAAGGUUCGCCUGUCUGUCUUUAACGAUGUGGUAAAAAAGUUCCAACAUUUUUGUGGUCUUGAGGAAGAUAUGUCGGAGAACGAGCUGGUGGAAGGCAUUUUGAUGUUGGACAGCAUUGUUAUUUCAUAUGACAGCCAGAGCAAUAAAGUAAUCGAUGUUGAGGUUAUUGACAUUUAAAAGCAAUGUUAAAGUUGUUGACAUUUCAUAUGUGGACUAUGAGUUGCUAUAAAGUAGCACACUGUUUGUGGUUUGUGCAUUAGGACAUGAGACCACUUCUGUUGUGUUUGCAUGAGUUAAACAUUUGUGUUAAAGUUGUUGAUAUUUUAUAUAUGGACUACAAAUCAGUGUUUGUGGUUUGUGCAUUAUAGCACACAAGAUCACUUCUGUCAUGUUUGCAUUAGUCAAACAGUUAUAGUAACAUAGAGUUAUUCUUUUUUGCUGUGUUUCAAGUUGAUAAAUAUAUUGUAUAAAGUUUUGAUUUCUUUUUAAUUGGGUGGUGUACACUAUCAAAGUUUCUUUGAUCACAGUAAGAAAUUUGCCUAGAUGAAGGAUAAAUUGUAAGUUUUGAAGGAUUUGUAACUAUGUGUUUAUAAAGACAUAAUCAAUUUCUUCCGUUUUUUUAAAAAAUCUCUCAAAGGGCCUGUUCACACUAAGAUCGACCUGAGAUCGAUUUUGCCAGAUCGAUCUCAGGUCAAUCUCAGAUCGAUCUCAAACGUAUUAUUGGAAGAUUCACACUACAUCGAUCCUAGUUAGUCAUUUCAAUUUUUCUUUUGCACGGAUCUCUUCGGAAGCACAUCGUCUAACGUCGUAACAAAAUAUGAUCGGCUCUUCAAAACAAGAUGGCGGCAGAUAUAUCUUUGUCAUUUUGGCUACUAUAAUUGCUAAUUACGAGAAAAAUAUCGAAAGGAAUCGUGUGCGUUUUAGGAAGCAGUUUUUAAAAAUAACAAAUCAAUUGAGAAGAAACGCUAAAAAGCGUGAAGCUUUGUUAUUUUUGUAUUUUCGAGCAUUUGGUAAUCGAUUAUUCACUGAAAGACGGUUUUGAGUUCAAGAAAGUAAAGACAUUGGGUCUUUUUGGGAUAGAAUGGUUGCUCUUUGGAAAGAGGACAGUCUUUGGCUUGAAAACUUUUGAAUGUCUCGGGGAACUUUCGAUUUCGUGUGUCACAAGAUAUCUGGUAAUCUUUUGCGUCAAGACACAACCUUCCGAAAAGCUAUAUCUGUCGAAAAAGAUUUGCAAUUUGCUUAUGGCAUUUGGCGACUGGAGAAGAUUUCCGUUCUUUAGCAUGGCGCUUUGGUGUUGGAAAGAGCACAGCUUGUGAAAUUGUGAAUGACGUUUGCGAAGCAAUUGUAGAUGUUCUACUCUCUACAGUCUUGAAAUGGCCAACUGGUGGAGCGCUACGCACUGUCCUUGAUGGUUUUCUCCAGAUCUGGCGUUUUCCCCAAUAUGCAGGAGCAAUCGAUGGCACGCAUAUCCCCAUUGUUGCACCACCGCAAUCAUCAACAGAUUACUAUAAUAGAAAGGGGUUUUCCUCUAUCGUUCUGCAGGCUGUGGUUGAUCACAAAUACAGGUACAACAACACCUGAACACCAAUCUGUAGAAUCUGAAAUCUGUAGAAUUAAGACGUUUGUUUACUCUUGGUUUAGUUAUAUUUUUCAUUCUUUAUUAUUUUCAGUAGUUUUUCAUUCACGUGAGAGAGUAUUUUUCCUUUAACAAUCCAUUCUAUUUAUUAUGAUCCAUUCCAUCACAACAGUUUCAAGCAUCAUAUUCUUGGCUUUUCAUGUUAAUUAUUAUAGAUUUACAGAUAUUAACAUCAAAUGGCCCGGAAAGGUUCAUGAUGCACAAAUUUUGGCAAAUUCGGGUAUUUUUAGAAAGGCUGAAGCUGGGCUCCUUUUCCCGGAUGUAAGUUGUAUGAAACUUUUUGAGUUAAAUCAUAAUUUUUUUAUUAUUUAAAUGCAACAUAUUUAUGCCACAUUUUGUUAUCUUUCAGAUAACAGUAAACAUAAGUGGGUGUGAUGUACCAGUUAUGUUAAUUGGAGAUCCAGUAUAUCCACUUCUGCCUUGGCUAAUGAAGCGAUAUACAAACAAUGGUAAUCUAUCUCAAGAUCAGAAGAACUUCAAUUAUCGUUUAAGCAGAGCACGACAAGUAGUCGAAUGUGCAUUUGGAAGGUUGAAGAAUAGAUACAGAUGCUUGCUCAGUAAAAGCUACACAUGUUUGGAUUACCUUCCAACUAAAGUUGCAGCAUGCUGUGUGCUUCAUAAUAUCUGUGAGAUGAGGGCAGAUAGUCUUCCAGAUAUGCUUCCUAUUGCUAAUAAUGAUGAGACUGUUAAUGUGGCUGUUCAAAUAGAUAAUGCAAAUGCAGAAGUGAUAAGAGACUCAUUAAGAGAGUAUUUCAAAACUAAUUAA
Paramuricea clavata is the source of this 3750-nucleotide messenger RNA. Lineage: Eukaryota; Metazoa; Cnidaria; Anthozoa; Malacalcyonacea; Plexauridae. The record is from the annotation of a GenBank genome assembly.